This is a messenger RNA of Symbiodinium natans, 4995 nucleotides long. Lineage: Eukaryota; Dinophyceae; Suessiales; Symbiodiniaceae. The record is from the annotation of a GenBank genome assembly.
AUGCGGCCGGCUGCUGACUGGUCCAGUCAUCAUUUCUGUAGAUACGGCUACCACUGUCUCCGAGCCGACUGCUGGUUCUUCCAUCCGGAGGGCAGGCGUAUUGACAUGCCAGCAGCCUCCAACGCGCCGCAACAGUGGACGCAGCGGAGUUGUGCGAGGCAGAAAAAUGCACAAGUCGUAAUCCUGCGGCAGCAGAAGCCGGGAAGCCUGCAUGUGCUGCUCCAGUUGCGCAGCUUUUCCAUGCCGGUGAUGCCCGGCCAUUUGGCUACCGUGGGUGGUAUGCGCGAUGCAACAGAUCGGGACAGCUCAGUUACAGCUGUACGAGAGGUGUUCGAGGAGUGUGGCCUUUUUGAUGUGGGGCUGCUACCGGAAGCUCCCGGCAAUCUUCGGUGGCAUGCUGAGAAGUCAGGCGUUUUUGAGGUGUCUUCGCGUGAUCGUUUUCCAGAUUUGAUGCGCAGCGCACUGAGGUGUGGGGAAGGCAAGGAAUGCGACUGGUGGGUUCUUCUACUUGAUGGUCCUGGGACUUUCGGAGCAUCCAAGGAUGGAGCCGUGGAGUGCGAAGACAUCUCUCAUGCCCUGCCUCACCUACCCAGCGCCGAACCUGCUUGCUUCGGACACGCAUGGGUCCCAACUUGGAGGCUGCAUGAAAUCGACGCCCAUCAGCUGCCCCUGAUGGGCGGUCUGCUUCGGAGGGUCUCAGAAGCCGUUGCCUCUGUCACUGGAAGCCUCUCAGAGUCCCUGCAUGAUGCAGCGACGCAAAGCGUGAGCAACGAAAUGGUGGGAAUGAGGCCAGCUCAUGCAGCGUGGGCACUGGGAAGACCCGCCAUGGCGCAUGCUGCCGAUCCAGCUGAUGUCUUUGCAAACAGCAAGGAGUACGGCGUGACUGACUAUGCAUCCGGUGCGAAGCUUUCCAGUGCCAAAGAAUGCCUGCGAGACGUGGAAGUCCUCCUACCGUUGGUAGGGACGUGGGAACAAGCUAAGAAUCGACGACGGUACAAGAUCCACAUGAGCAAAGCUGGAAAGCUGUCAUGGGAGGGCCUUCACAUCACUGGUGAGCCAUUGCUUGGCGCCAUGUAUUUCGAGGGCAUGUGGAUCCGAAGCGAGCUCUUCACGCAUGGCGAAGUCUUGAUCGGUUCUGUCCGGGUCAGGCACGGGCCUGAUUGGAAUGAGCUCAGCCUCAAUUUCAAGACAAGAGAAAGCAAGCACUGGGGCAUCGAUCUUCGGGCGACGCGCGCCACACAAGAGCACCGCAUCUACCGACCGCUGCUAAGUGACCCCAAGCCAUCAGCUCGGAUUGGCUGGAUCGCAGAUUCGGGAUAUCAGGUCCCGGCCUCCACGAUAUCAGCAGAUGAUGGCUUGGAAGACUUGACCGCGGACGAACUCAAAGAGUGCUUGAAGGAGUAUGGCGUUAGCCAACACGGGCGAUGCUGCAAUCAAAGAGGACUUCUUUUGGAGCUGGUGCGGAGGAUCGAGGUGGCCCUGCCGCUUCUGGGCAGAUGGGAGUACGGGAAGCAGCCCAACCGCAAGAACUACGAGAUCAAACUCUUGCAGAAUGGUUCUCUGCGGUGGGAAGGGCCCCACUCCAGAGGUGGCCUUCUGUCUGGCAUUCUCGAGGAGGAUGAGGAUGGUUGGUACUUUGCCCAGCUGCUGACGGGUCAGAAUGAGCCGAUUGGCUCCAUCCGCGUGCGCCAUCAUGCUUCAAGGAAGGAUGUGGUGGUGUCAAACUUUCGGAGCCAUUUGAUGGGUGAGUGGGGAAGCAACAUCGUAGCAGAGAGAGAAGGCGAGGAGCAGCCACGUCGACGACCUGCCUUCGAGGCCCCGGUGCCCGAGGAGCCACUGGCACUGGGUCCGGCUGCUUCACUUGGAGCUGCCGAGGUGAAGCUUGCCCUCAAAGGGUAUGGCGUCACAAAGCUGGAGCACUACGACAGCCGGGAGCAGUUAGUGGAACUGCUGGAGACAGUGGAGAUUUCCCUUCCUCUGAUAGGAACUUGGGAGCAGGGACGAAGUGGGAAGCAGUAUGAGAUACAGCAUACCGAAGACGGGCAACUGCUUUACGAAGGCCCGCACAUCCUUGGUGGCACUUUGGUCGGAGUGCUCUAUGAGGAGGAGGGCUGGCUGAGAGCAGAGCUGUUGAAGCUCGGAUGCAUGAAGACCUUUCUCAUAGAGUGGAGGACAUGUAAAGAGGAGUCCGAGCUGGUUGGCUCAGUCCGGGUCACGCACGGACCAGACUGGAACGAGAUGACUCUGAGCUUCAAGCCCAGCAGCUCCAGCCACUGGGGCGCUGAAGUUUUUGCCAAGCGCCUCUCCGAGGAGCACCAUCAGCGCAGGCCGGCGAUGACUCCAGUGGUUGUGAGCAGCGAUCCGGAAGAGGAGGUCCUUGAAGCGCAGUACUGGGAGUCGCUGGAGGUUCUCAGCCAAGCCCUGCGAGUGGAGCAUGCCGCUGCCCCGCCAAAGGAACGCCGAGCCAUGUCCUGGUCUCGCACGUUGGCCUUUGCCCAGAUGACCUUGGGAAUCCGCGGACAUCCGAUGCGCUCAGGAUCGGACGCGAAGUCUUUCGUCAUCUGGGUUAUGGGAGCGACGGAUGAGGUCGAGGUUUCCCUUGCCGAACAAGGAUGCUUCAACGACGUGAACUGGCUAGACCGUGCACGUACCAAGCUGUACAUCAUCGGUGAGAACCUUCUCGAGCACUUUGUGCCCGAAGAUGCAGAGAGACAGGCCAGAAAAGCGGACAACAGUGGACCUAGCGUUGCAUCCGUGACGAAAGAGGAUGUCGCUGGCUAUGUCGUUGUACAUCCGCGGGUUUUUGUGCGAGAGCAGCCUUCAGUGGAUGCGAAGUACGUCGGCGAUCUCUUCGAAGGCACCGAAGUGCGCGGUCGGGAAGAAGGCGGUUGGUUACGACUGGAUGCAGCCAGCGCGGAGCUCUGCACACGAGUGCGCCAGCGGCACACUGGAGGUCCCGCGUGGGUGCUGAUUCACGGCGGCCAGCUGGGCCUGGGCGCUUUUCUGCAGAAGAAGCUCCAGGCAACAACGGCGGAGAAGAGUCGAGCAGGAGAUCCGCAGCUGCACCCUGGAAUCCGCACUGCUUGCUACGAAGAGGUCCCCGAGCUCCUGCUGACCGAUCCACCCGACUUGAUCGCCCUCUUAAUGCCGAACUUCAUGAGAACCGAUGUCGAGGAUCCGCAGCAGGGAUACGUACCGGACCAUGUCCUGGAGGUGGUGCCACCGGACACGCCCGUGGCCUUCUCCAGCCGCUUCGAGCUGCAGGAGAAGGUUCUUCAGGGGUUGGGGCUUGACCUGAUCCUGCCGCAGACCCGCUGUCCAUUCUCCGCUGGCGCCGGCGAUCCGCAUGUCCACUACGACGACAACGGCUGGAUCUUUGCAACCAGGGCAACGGCCGUGUCGCGCGUCCUACGCCACGCUCCACCCCUUAGCCCGCUCAAAGAGAACCGAAAGGAGAAGGUCAAGACUCUGUUCUGGGGUAUCGUGGAUCUGAAGUACGAUGCCUUCAAGCCGGUUCUCGAUCGCAUUCAGGUGCUUGAGACCGGUGAUGGCCGCAUCUCCAAGUUCUCAGGCGAUGGUGCACCCAUCCAGAAGACCUUCGAAGCACAGUACCACUUGGAAGAGGAGGAUGUGGAGUUGCAGACAUACAACUUCAUUUCUAAAGACAAGAAGCUCACGCACGACCUCUUCGAUGUCACUGGCUUCGCCCAUGUGAUACCGACACAGGUGUGCUUCCCGCGCGUGUACUACGCAGGAAUUGCCAGCCACAUCUCGGCGGAAUUGGGUGCGAGAGACAACGACUUAGUCGUUCUCAAGCUCUGCAACCGAUCGCGGGCAGCAGGUGUCUUAAUCGCUCAUGUGUGGGAGCUGGAGGAAGUGCUGCAGGACAUCCUGGAACCUCCCGAUGACCUCGAGGCUUGGUUCCGGCCACGUUUGCUGCACUUGGCGCAUGCGGCUGGCGACCUGGUGGACAAGGACUCCUACGAGGAGCACGUCAGGCACUGGUGGGCGAACGAAAGCCCCAGCUUCGUUGCAGAGCGAUGCUGCUCCUCCAUGCCAACCAUGAGUGGUGGGAGACCGUUUGACGGCACGAUGCGGGUUGGCUUCGCACUUCAUCGCAGGACGGGGGCUUCGGGGUCCCUUACCCCCGAAGAUAUUCAAGUUGAUUGGCUCGGCGGCUACUGGAAGCUGCCUCACGCAGACAUGACCUCGGAUCACGUGCGCGAGCGCCUCAUCAGCCAGGCAAAGACCGGCACGGCCGUCGUGAAGCGCUACAUCUUGACGGAGGUCUACGCCGCCCUUGGCCCAGCUCUGCAGCAGCUUUUCGGGGCGGCAGAGUUCACGCCCGAGCGGCUCCAGGAGCAGUACAAGAGCCAACCGGAACUUGCAGCAUAUCUCACUGCCCGGCGCGCCAUGACGAUGAGCACCCCUGAGCAGAAAGACUUUGUGAACGCCUUGGACGCCUUCCCUUCCAACUCCAACGCGCUGUUCCUCCUUGGCAUGGCCGAGUUGGAGAUGGGCCUCUUGGAGGGCGCAGUGGAGCUCAUGAACAAGAGCCUCCUGCUGGAUCCUGACUUCCGCGCUCCCUACGUGCCACCCGCCCGGAAGAACCUGGGCGUGGCAUACCUGCGUCAGGCCGCACAGAGCUCAGAAAACGCACAACGGCUGCAGGACCUGUAUUUGCGGGUUAUCGAAGUGUCCGAGUCCUGCCUCGCUCGCCACCCUGCAUCGCCCCAGUGCCACUACCACAUUGGCGUUGCCUGCACCCAGAUGGCGCUGAUGCUGCAAGCCGAAGCUACCAACGGCGACAGCCGCUUUCAGGAGUGGCAGGAGGCCCAAGCGAAGGGCAAGCCAAAGAAGCAGCAGGCGCCAUGGUUGGCCGUGGACGACAAGAUGCUCCAAGCGAUGGAGGUCGACAUGAUGCGUGGCCAGACGCUGAAGCCCAUCAAGCUUCCGGACUUUAUCGGAUGGCGUCUGCCAUUCUGGCGCGUGUAG